Acanthosepion pharaonis is the source of this 3003-nucleotide messenger RNA. Lineage: Eukaryota; Metazoa; Mollusca; Cephalopoda; Sepiida; Sepiidae. The record is from the annotation of a GenBank genome assembly.
AUGUUAUUAUGGGUAAGGUCCCAUAACACUGAGUCUUUUCGUUAUCUAUCUAUCUAUCUAUCUAUCUAUCUAUCUAUCUAUCUAUCUCAUUCGCAUGCCUAUCUAUCUAUCUAUCUAUCUAUCUAUCUAGUAUGUGAUUCAGGCCAGGAAAGUCCAUUCAUUUACAACUUAUUUAUUAGCUUUCUCUGGUUCAAAGUUUCUCUCAGUUCUCUGGUUCAAAGUUUCUCUCAGUUCGUUGUUUUAAAGUUUCCCUCAGUUCUCUGGCUCAAAGUUUCUCUUAGUUCUCUGGUUCAAAGUUUCUCUCAGUUCUCUGGUUCAAAGUUUCUCUCAGUUCUCUGGUUCAAAGUUUCUCUCAGUUCUCUGGUUCAAAGUUUCUCUCAGUUCGUUGUUUUAAAGUUUCCCUCAGUUCUCUGGUUCAAAGUUUCUCUCAGUUCUCUGGUUCAAAGUUUCUCUCAGUUCGUUGUUUUAAAGUUUCCCUCAGUUCUCUGGCUCAAAGUUUCUCUCAGUUCUCUGGCUCAAAGUUUCCCUCAGUUCUCUGGCUCAAAGUUUCUCUCAGUUCUCUGGCUCAAAGUUUCUCUUAGUUCUCUGGUUCAAAGUUUCUCUCAGUUCUCUGGUUCAAAGUUUCUCUCAGUUCUCUGGCUCAAAGUUUCUCUCAGUACUCUGGUUCAAAGUUUCUCUCAGUUCUCUGGUUCAAAGUUUCUCUCAGUUCGUUGUUUUAAAGUUUCCCUCAGUUCUCUGGUUCCCUUUUUCUCUCAGUUCUCUCACAUACAGUUUCUCUCAGUUCUUCCUAUUUCAGUUCGUUGUUUCUCAUUCCCUUUCAUUCAAUCUUCUCUGAAAACAGUUUCCCUCAGUUCUCUGGCUCAAAGUUUCUCUCAGUUCUCUGGCUCCUUUCAUUCAGUUCUCUGUUCAAUUUCUCUCAAAGUUUCUCUCAGUUCUCUGGCUCAAAGUUUCUCUCAGUUCUCUGGUUCAAAGUUUCUCUCAGUUUCUCUGGUUCUCAUUUCCUUUCUCUCAGUUCUCUGGCUCAAAAGUUUCUCUCAGUUCUCUGGUUCAAAGUUUCUCUCAGUUCGUUGUUUUCAAAGUUUCCCUCAGUUCUCUGGCUCAAAGUUUCUCUUAGUUCUCUGGUUCAAAGUUUCUCUCAGUUCUCUCAUUUCAAAGUUUCUCUCAGUUCACCUCACAAAAGUUUCUCUCAGUUCUCUCCUCUCAAAGUUCUCUGGUUUUAGUUCUCUGGUUCAAAGUUUUUCUCUCAGUUCUCUGGUUCAAAGUUUCUCUCAGUUCAGUUCUCCUGGUUCUCUUCCCUUUCAGUUUCUCUCACUCUGGUUCAAAGUUUCUCUCAGUUCUCUGGUUCAAAGUUUCUCUCAGUUCGUUGUCUUUAAAGUUUCAAUCUCAGUUCUCUGGUUCAAGUUUCUCUCAGUUUCUCUCAGUUCUCUGGUUCAAAGUCUCUCUCUUUCUCUUUCAGUUCGUUGUUUUAAAGUUUCCCUCAGUUCUCUGGCUCAAAGUUUCUCUCAGUUCUCUGGUUCCCUUUUUCAAUCUCUCUGGUUCAACAGUUCUCUGGUUCUUCCAAUUUUCUCUCAGUUCUCUGGCUCUCCUCUUUCUCUUAGUUCUCUGGUUCAAAGUUUCUCUCAGUUCUCUGGUUCAAAGUUUCUCUCUCAUUCUCUGGUUCUCAUUCUCUGGUUCAAAGUUUCUCUCAGUUCUCUGGUUCAAAGUUUCUCUCAGUUCGUUGUUUUCUCUUUCCCUCAGUUCUCUGGCUCAAAGUUUCAUUCAGUUCUCUGGUUCAAAGUUUCUCUCAGUUCUUCCUUUUUCUCUGGUUCAAAGUUUCUCUCAGUUCUUCGUUGUUUUUCUCUCUCCAAGUUUCCUCAGUUCUCUGGCUCAAAGUUUCUCUUAGUUCUCUGGUUCAAAGUUUCUCUCAGUUCUCUGGUUCAAAGUUUUCUCUCAGUUCUCUGGUUCAAGUCUCUCUCAGUUUCUCUCAGUUCUCUGGCUCAAAGUUUCUCUCAGUUCUCUGUUUUAAGUCUUUCCCUCAUUUCUCUGGUUCAAUCUUUCUCUCAGUUCAGUUGGUUCAAGUUUUCUCUCAGUUCUUGUUUCAAAGUUUCCCUCAGUUCUCUUCAUUCAAUUUCUCUCAGUUCUCUUCUCAAAGUUUCUCUCAGUUCUCUGUUUCAAGUUUCUCUCAUUCCUUUCAUUUCUCUGGCUCAAAGUUUCUCUCAGUUCUUCCUCUUCUCUCUUUUCAGUCUCUCCUCUCAGUUCUCUUUUUCAAAGUUUCUCUCAGUUCUCUGGCUCAAAGUUUCUCUCAGUUCUUCCUUCAAAGUUUCUCUGGUUCAGUUUUCUCCUCUCAGUUCUCUGGUUCAAAGUUUCUCUCAGUUCAGUUUCUCAAGUUUUCCUCAGUUCUCAUUCAGUCUUCUCUCAUUUCUGGUCUCAAAGUUUCCCUCAGUUCUCUCUGGUUCUCUAUAUCUCAGUUCUCUCUCUUUCCUUUUCUCUCAGUUCUCUGGUUCACAAAAGUUUCUCUCAGUUCUCUAUUUCAAAGUUUCUCUCAGUUCUCUUGUUCAAAAAGUUUCCCUCAGUUCUCUGGCUCAAAGUUUCUCUCAGUUCUCUAUUCAAAGUUUCCUCAGUUCUCUGGCUCAAAAAGUUUCUCUCAGUUCUCUGGCUCAAAGUUUCUCUCAGUUCUCUGGUCCAAAUUCUUUCUCUCAGUUCUCUGGUUCAAAUUUUCUCUCAGUUCUCUGGCUCAAAAGUUUCUCUCAGUUCUCUGGUUCAUUCUUUCUCUCAGUUCUCUGGUUCAAAGUUUCUCUCAGUUCACAAACAGUUUCUCUCAGUUUCUUCCUCAGUUCUCUGGUUCAAAGUUUCUCUCAGUUCUCUGGUUCAAAUUUUCUCUCAGUUCGUUGUUUUCAGUUCUUCGUGUUCUCUCUUUCCCUCAGUUCUCUGGCUCAAAGUUUCUCUCAGUUCUCUGGCUCAAAGUUUCCCUCAGUUCUCUGGCUCAAAGUUUCUCUCAGUUCUCUGGCUCAAAGUUUCUCUUAG